Molecule: messenger RNA, 316 nt
Organism: Staurois parvus
Lineage: Eukaryota; Metazoa; Chordata; Amphibia; Anura; Ranidae
Source: the annotation of a GenBank genome assembly
AUGUAUGUGAAAUGGUUUGAUACAGUAAUGUUUUACUAUGUCAAAUUCAUUUCUAAGAAAAUUACAGUUUCAAAAAAUUUUUAAAUUUGCUGCCGUUCCGGCCCCCGUACGUCCCGACUCUCGCAGGGACCGGAACACAGAAGCCGCAUACCGGCAUCGGCCGGAGGAGAUGGCCGGACGCGGCAGGGGACGCGUUGCGGGAGCGAAGGACAAGGUAAGCACUGCAGGGAUCCCAGAGCAACGCCGCAUGGUAAGUGUAGCUCGGGGUUACCGCUUUUGCUACACUCGGGAAUACCGCCAGGGAGGUUAAAGCUAA